AUGGACCCAGAGCAGCAGGGGAAGAAGCUCUACUCGUACCCGAUCCUCAAGCUGCAUGAGAUCGUCGCGAGCCUUCGCAGCCUCAACAUCGCCUUCGCGGAGGACGACCUUCGCAGCUGCCAGCCCGACGCGCUGCGCAAGAUCCUCGAAGAGUUCAUCCGCAACACGAUGGGCAUCGGUCGAGACGAAAUGAGCCAGCCAGCGCUGAUCGGGCUUAGCGAGCUCACGGUCCAGCUCCACAGCGGCUCCGUGGGCGAGAUCACCUACUUUCGGACGAUUUCCCGGCUCUUGGCGACGGCGGGCUUGCGGGACUUUCGAUGGGACGACGUGUACAAGCCGACGCUGAAGCGCUACCGUCGCAUCUUGAGCGCAUUGAUCAACUUUACUCGGUUCCGCUACGAGCGCUGGGCCCGAGUCGGUCAGAACGAAGACAAGCUUGUCCGGAUCCGAGCCGAGCGUCAAGCCGCCGAAGAAGAGAACGCUACGUUGCGACGGCAGCUUGCAGAUCUGCAAAGCGAGCAGAGUGCGGAAGCGGAAGCGCUCCAACAUGCCAUGGAUGAAUCCUCGGCGCUUGAAGUCGAGAUCUACACGCUGAACAAGCGCCAAGCUGUCGUACGGCACGAGAAUACUGGACUCAAGGCCCAAUGUGGGCACCUGCGCGAUGACUACGCGUCGCUGCGCAUCGAUAUUUCGGAGGCCAAGACCACUGUGAACAAGCUGGAGACAAAAAUCGUCAACUCUCCCGCUCGGUUCAAAGCGGACAUUGGAGACAUAUCCGUCAAGGUCGACGCCGCCAAAGAAGAGCUGGCGCUCUUGGAAGCACGUUCAACCGAGCUCGACAGUAUCUACGAGGCAUUCGCCCGUGCAGACCAGGAAACCAACGCGGCCGUGGAUUUGAUGCACGAGACCGAAGUCGAGAGCCAGAGCUGUCGCAACGAAAAAAGAAACAUCAAGGCACAGCACCACGAGAUUGAAAACACUUUCCACAAAACCAAGCAAGCGGUGGCCCACCACGCCGUUCGUUGACGAGCGCAUCGCCCGACGAGUUUGAUCCAACGCGCACCAUGUUUGUAGCGCUUGCACAAGCUUGUGCUGCAGCGCAAUACUCAAUUCGAGCAGUACAAAAUGCAGCAUUCGACGAAGCUCCAGGCUGCCGACAACGCCUUGGCGUCGGCGACGACCGAGCUCAAAGACCUUCUCGAGACAAUUUGCUCGAUCGAGCACAACACCCAAACCACGAGCCACGCGACGCAAGAACUCAAGCGCCACGUACCGUGCUCUCGCCUAUCGAAGGAACGUAAUAGUAUCUUACAACUCGUAGGCGUCGCGCGAGGAAAGCGCGUUCAAGCGCCGCAUGCAGGAGAUGGACGAGGCAAACAAAGACCACAGUCUGCGAUUCAUGACACGAACGGCGCUUAGGCUUUUGAAAAACUCGACCUGCAGGUCAAGGGCUACAGCCGCACCGUUCUCAGCGCGCUGCCCGUGUCCGUCUCGUAGACGGUCUGCUAUGCAUCCCCCAAGAUAUCGACUACGUAACUUGUGCUUCAAUAUAUGCAAAAGAGACUCUGCCCUGUGCGGUCGCGACUGCGCCUCGCUGCGGUAGAGGUCGUCCGAC
Messenger RNA from Saprolegnia diclina VS20, 1615 nucleotides. RefSeq lists its product as hypothetical. Gene Ontology annotation, cellular component: kinetochore; Ndc80 complex. Gene Ontology annotation, biological process: kinetochore organization; mitotic spindle organization; meiotic chromosome segregation. Gene Ontology annotation, molecular function: protein-containing complex binding. Lineage: Eukaryota; Oomycota; Saprolegniomycetes; Saprolegniales; Saprolegniaceae. The coding region runs from base 1 to 1026 and encodes 341 amino acids. The record is from RefSeq and is a predicted model, not a curated record. The transcript is spliced from 8 exons.